Molecule: messenger RNA, 767 nt
Organism: Lepisosteus oculatus (spotted gar)
Lineage: Eukaryota; Metazoa; Chordata; Actinopteri; Semionotiformes; Lepisosteidae
Gene: cox17
Product: cytochrome c oxidase copper chaperone COX17
Biological process (GO): mitochondrial respiratory chain complex IV assembly
Cellular component (GO): mitochondrial intermembrane space
Molecular function (GO): copper chaperone activity; copper ion binding
Source: RefSeq, a predicted model, not a curated record
AAGUUUAGGUAAAAACGUUUGAUCUUAUGCAAGUAAGGACACACGUGAAGUAGCAGUCGUACGGAAGAGGUGAAAUAAAUUUCCGCAGCAGGCACCCAGAGACCGAAGAUGUCGAGUUUAUCAGCAGCAAGCUGCGAUUCCACUAAGGAUGCGACGGAGCCGCAGGAAAAGAAGCCCCUGAAACCGUGCUGUGCGUGUCCAGAGACCAAGAAGGCCCGGGACGCCUGCAUCAUGGAGAAGGGUGAAGAAGGCUGCAAAGAUCUGAUUGAGGCUCACAAAGACUGCAUGAGGGCACUUGGAUUUAAAAUCUAAUUACGUUUUUCAGGGAGGUGCGUGACUGAGUGUUUGUGUGUGUUCUUGCUGGCUGGUGUCGCUGAGCUGCUAUGGGAAGGAUCUUCUGAGCUUUAUUUAUUUCUUCACUGGAACAGAAGAUGGUGUGAACUAUAGAGGGUGUUCUUUUCUGAAUGCAAAUAUUCUUUCUUUUGAUAAAGUGUUUCUUUUCAAAAUGCUUGAUUUUAAUUAAAAAAAAACAAUGGUUUCUGAUUUUUCCGCUUGUUCGACCUUUUAAUUAUUUCACUUGAAGAAGGUUUUGCUGUUUAGAAAUGAGUAAGGGUUUAUUGCUUUUUGUUGUAGUUUUACGUUGCAUCUGUUGGCUUACUGUUCAAUUUGUACAUGUAACCAUUUGAACUAAAGUAGUACUGUUCCGUACAUGUGGGAUGGACUAUACAAAAACUUUAAACUAUUUUAAUUAAAAAAAACUUGCCAUA